GCUGAUGAAUCCACAUAGGAAUUCAGUUGCAAUUCAACUCAUUGAAAAUAGUGAGACACUGAGAUAAAAAUGUUUCUAUUAUUGAUCGCUAUAUUUGCUCUGAUAGCACCAGCUAUUUCGAGACCACAAGAACCAGCCCCUGUUGUAGCAGCAACAGCUCAAAGAGCCAGAUCAGGAGAAGAAUCGACACCAAUUCCUAUCAUUAACCAAACUGAAGAUAGUAGCCCUGAUGGCAACUUCCACUUCAGUUAUGAAACUGGAAAUGGUAUCAAAGUCGAUGAAAAAGGAUAUCUCAAGGAAGGACAAAAUGCAUCCGACUUAAUUCAAGUUAUCGAAGGCAGUGUGUCCUACACCGACAGUAAUGGAACUCUCAUCAAUUUGAGGUACAUUGCUGACGAAAAUGGAUACCAACCAACUGGCGAUCACCUACCAGUUGCUCCUCCACUUCCAGAAUAUGUUGUCAGAUUAUUGAAUUCAACAGCUCAAUCAGAAUUUUCCCAAGGAACAAGUCAGGUGAGAGCUGAUUCUGCUCCUGCAGCAUCUGUUGUCUCAACGCCAGUACCUCUGCCACCUGUAGCUGCAACGGUAUAGGAGAUCCUGCCAGUCUUGUUCCUUUCACUACUUCAGCAGAGUUUGCACUCGAGUAGGCAUACCCAACAAUCAUUCUGAUUUGGAAUGACCUAAACUUUCGUUACAAAUCGUUACGAUUCAUCAUAUGUUUAUCCAUGUUCUUGUGAUCAUUGUAUUUGAUCUCUGAGUUAUGUCUUGCAUACUUUUUUUUAUUGUGUAUGUAUAUUUAAUACAUAAAAUGAAUUGAUUUCAGAAA
Molecule: messenger RNA, 826 nt
Organism: Phaedon cochleariae (mustard beetle)
Lineage: Eukaryota; Metazoa; Arthropoda; Insecta; Coleoptera; Chrysomelidae
Source: the annotation of a GenBank genome assembly